CGCCUCGUCCCGCUCAGAGUAUUCCCGGCUGAUGGACCCCGAGGCGACGGGGGACGAGCUGUCCCGCCUGCGAGCCCUCUUCCUGGCCUGCGACGCCAGCGGCUCGGGUCGCAUAGAACGGGAAGACUUCGCGGCUCUGUGCGCCGAGCUGCGGGUGCGGCCGGCCGAGGCCGAGGCCAUCUUCCAGCGCCUCGACAGUGACCGCGACGGGGCCAUCACCUUUCCCGAGUUCGCCCGCGGCUUCCGCGGCGCCACCCGCUGGCGGCCCGGCGGCGAAGAGCUGGAGGGCGAGGAGGAGGCGGCGUGCCCCGCCGUGGGGCUGGAGCAGCCCUGGAGGGACUUCGAGGUGCGGCUCGGGGAGGAGGCGAGGUACAUCCCCAGACAAGAGCAGGUCAGUGUUCUGUAUCAGAACAUACACAUAGUGGAACCAAGAUUAAUACAGCCGUACGAACAUGUCAUUAAGAACUUCAUCCGAGAGAUCAAACUUCAAAGCACAGAGAUGGAAACUUUGGCCAUUGCAGUAAAAAGAGCUCAGGAUAAAGCGGCAGUUCAGCUCAGUGAGCUGGAGGAAGAGAUGGAACAACGGAUACAGGCUGCAGAGCAUAAAGUCAAAAAGGAAGAGAAGCGAAAAGCUGAAGAAGCACUAAAUGAGCUGAGGCGCCAGUAUGAUACUGAAGUUGGGGAUCUUCAGGUGACAAUAAAAAAACUUAAAAUGCUGGAGGAGCAGUCCAAGAAUGUAAAUCACAGGCAAGAUGUGGUUGAAUUGAAAAAAAGAAUACAUGAUAUGUUGCUGGAAAAUCAGAAACUUAAGAAAGAUCUCAUAGAAGCACAGACAAAUAUAGCUUUUCUACAGAGUGAAUUAGAUAGUUUGAAAACGGAGUAUGCUGAUCAGACUUUGAACACUGAGAGAGACCUAGAAAUUAUCCGAGAGUAUACUGAAGACAGAGAUAAUUUGGAAAGGCAAAUUGAAAUACUUCAAACAGCUAAUAGAAAGCUACAUGACAGCAAUGAUGGUUUAAGAAGUGCACUUGAAAACAGCUUCAGCAAGUACAACAGGUCAUUGCGAUUAGCAAACACCUCACUGGGGAGUACCAUUUCUAGAAGCAGUCCUAAAUUUAAUGGUGGACAGUCUCCUCUAAACUCACGGUACAACAGAUCAUCUCCUUCUUGUGUGGAUGAAGAUUAUGAUUCUUUAGCCCUUUGUGAUCCUAUGCAAAGGAUUAACUGUGAAGUUGACAGUUUACCUGAGAGCUGUUUUGACAGUGGUUUGUCUACCUUGAGAGAUUCAAAUGAGUAUGAUUCAGAAGUGGAAUACAGGCAUCAAAGGACUUUUCCAAGGUCACAGUGUAUGCAAGAAAGCUUUGGUGGUGAUGCUUCUGAUACAGAUGUUCCAGAGAUCAGGGAUGAAGAUGCAUACAGUCCUGAUAACAGCAGUGUGGUAUUAGACUGGAAGACCUCACGACCAGUAAGUCGGAGCAGUUCAGUUGUGUCAACAAGGAGAUACAUAUCUGCUCUCACCCCUCAGUCAGAUGCAACCGAAUGUGCUCUGAAAUACCCCAGUUCAGAGAAAGCUUACAAGAUUGUUCUUGCUGGAGAUGCAGCAGUGGGAAAAUCCAGUUUCCUUACAAGACUUUGCAAGAAUGAAUUUCGAGGCAACACAAGUGCAACCCUGGGUGUGGAUUUUCAAAUGAAAAGACUAAUUGUUGAUGGAGAACCUACAGUGCUACAACUGUGGGACACAGCUGGGCAGGAGAGAUUCCGAAGUAUUGCUAAGUCAUACUUCAGAAGAGCAGAUGGUGUCUUACUACUAUAUGAUGUAACUUGUGAAAAAAGCUUUCUUAAUGUGAGAGAAUGGGUGGAUAUGAUUGAGGAUGCAACUCAUGAGAAUAUUCCAAUUAUGAUGGUGGGUAACAAAGCGGAUCUCCGUCAAACUGUUACAGAACAAGGACAAAAAUGUGUUUCUGUAAAUUAUGGAGAAAAGCUGGCCAUGACUUAUAAUGCACUAUUCUGUGAAACAAGUGCUAAAGAUGGAUCUAAUGUUGUAGAAGCAGUUCUUCAUCUUGCUCGUGAAGUGCGAAAACGAAGUGGUAAUCAAGAUGAUACGAAGUCAGUAACCAGCCUGGCUGUGACACCUGUCAAAAAAUUAGCGCUCAAGAAAAACUGUUGCAAUGUUUAACUGAUAGAUGCUUUUCCUGACCUAAAUAACUUGUAUGCUAAAAAAACAAAAAAAAAGUUAAUGAAGGAUUUCAAUAAUGUAUUCUUUUUAUUGUGGACUAUCCAUUUGUGUAUUUAGAAAUUGUACGUCAUGUUAAAAAUCCAGACUCUUCUGUCCAUUCGUAUCUGUGCACUUGCUUUGUCCCAUAGGCUUUGGUUUCACUUUUUUUAAGUAGCGUAAGUCAAAUCAAUGCUAUGGUUGUCACUGCAUAUAAUAUUGUAAUGUAUUUUAUCAUCUUUACCUGCUUAUUUCUCUAAGGGCUCAAGAUUUCUUAUGCACAGAAUAUUGUAAUAUCAUAUAUCACAGGAAAAGAAAAAUAUUACACCUUCAAUUUUUUUAAUCUUUUUGUUCGUGCCUGCUUAUGUAGUUUUUUGGAUGUCUUAAGUUAUAUGCUGAUGAAACCUUUCCCAGGAAAACCGCAAAACAUCGAAAGUUUGUCUAGAUCCAGGUAAGCCCUAAGUUCAGGGCACGAAGCAGAAUGGUCUCUGUCAGGUUGAGACAGUGGCAAGCGCAUGGGGUUCUGGUGAAAUUUUGCAAAAUCUAGUGAGUUAGAAUUUAUUUAAUUUGGGAGGUGGGGUUUGAUUCAGAACUGAGAAGUAGACUUCACAUCUGAUCCUACACAGCUCAGAAGUGAAAGGAACAUUUGCAUGGUCUAUUACCAUUCAAAAUUCCAGAGAGACUAUUAUACUUGUGAUAUGUAGGAUUACCGAGAUGAAUUAAUUAUCCAACACCUGCCUGUUUGUUUAGAUUAGAUCAUUAUUAGUAUUACAGAGAGAUGCGGGUUGUAAUUUUUCCCUUGUUUGUCCUAUCUUCCAUUCAGACCCUAAUUGAGAAAUCAUAGUAGUACAGAGGAGUCUCUUUUAGUGGAUAUUCUUGAUGCAUUUUUUUAAGUGUUAAACUUGCAGGUGAAAGAAUUGCUGCACAUGCACAGAGAUCUGUUUAAAAUCUUCAUUAAGAGAAAUACCUGAAAUGAACAGCGACCACUUACCUUAAUUAGAACUCUUUUUUUCUGAUUUAAGGAAAACUCUGAGAAACUCACGAGUGGGUGGUAGCUUUAGGUCUCAGUAGCUCUAAAAGCCAAGUUAUUAUUGCUUAUAACAGUUCCCAACAAUCCUGUAGUGUAGUAAAAAUUGUAGGUCUCUCUGUAGUUAACAAUCAUGAUCCAGUUCGUCUCAUCUUUCACAAAUUUUUGUUGGACUGGGAAAGGGCUCCUUCAGAGCCAGUAAGUUGUUUCUGUUUUUAUUGUGUAUAUUAAUAAAACAUCUCCAAGCUGACACCUAGCUUGGGAAAUAAACUUUGGAUAAAGUUUUAUGGAGUGAUUGAAAACCCAUAUGACAAGCAGCUGUUACUGCAUUUUAUCAGCACUAUAGCUGAAUGGUGUAUAGCCUGUGCUGCAUUACCAGUUUUAUAAAAUGUGGAGUUCUCAGAAACAGGAUGGUUCAGAAUUAAAAAAAAACAAAACAAACCAACCGAACAGUUUUAAAGUAGGAGGAGCAGUGUAAUUAGGCAUCCUUUCAAACCUCUAAAUCAGAGCAGUUAAUCCUCAGGUAACAAGCUGAAAGAUUGUUCUUAACAAGACAGAGAAAUCUAAUGACAAAAGGAAUAAGGCAUUUUAUUUCACUGUAUUGUACUUCAACCCUAGAAGAGAAAACAUGUUUGUUUUCCUUUUUGUAUUACUAAGGUAAUUCCUUAUUACUAAGGAAAUCUUUACACACUACCUUCUUCCAUGCAGGAGACUUUAGGAUUGUAGCAUCCUCCCACCCAGCAGUACAAGAUGCCUCACUGUAAUCCUGAGAGUUACUUAGAGCAGGUGGCAGAGAUUGAAGGAGACACAGGUGUAUCAGGAAUAUGCCUGGUCAUGUAUCUGUUGUUUACUUUUGUUGAUUUGUUUUGUUGUUUACCUUGUAUUAUUUAAGCAACAAAAUUACAGCCGUAAUUAGCUUCUCUGAGGAGAAAAACACACUUCACUGAGUGCAUUGAUAAGGGCCUUUUCUGUGGGUUGUUUUUUUGUUGGUUUUUUUUUGUGUGU
Molecule: messenger RNA, 4244 nt
Organism: Pezoporus flaviventris
Lineage: Eukaryota; Metazoa; Chordata; Aves; Psittaciformes; Psittacidae
Gene: RASEF
Product: RAS and EF-hand domain containing
Exons: 17
Coding region: 32-2176 (714 amino acids)
Molecular function (GO): GTP binding; GTPase activity; calcium ion binding
Source: RefSeq, a predicted model, not a curated record